AUGGACAUCUGCAUUCUAGAAAGGGAAACCUUAUCAAAGAAAUCCUUCUUAGAUUCAAUCUUGGGUUCAUUGGUGAUCGAAGUGUUGAAAGAUGAGGGUGAGAAAGGAGCCAAAUGUUGCCCAAUCUACUUUUACUUUGGCAAAUAUGGCAUAUACGACAUUUAUCUUGUCAGAGGCAAAGUGAUCGAAACUACCGGUUUUAGGAAUCAAGUUUUGAGCAAUGAUUCUAGCAAUGAGUUUGGCAAUUGGAUUGAAAGAAUUGUUGUUCAUAGGAUAAGAGAAGCUGGGUUUAAACAUGAGUUGGUUUACAGCCGGAUCACCAAGCUUAAUAGACAUGAGAUCAAUGUCACCUGUUGGGAUUUUAAGAAUCCCCACAAGUUCGUUGGCAGAAAAGAUGUUAGCGUGCUUUCGGCGUCCAGCGGGGAGCCUGUGCUUUUUAGGGAUUUGUGGGAUCAAGAGGACGAGGGAAUUGCUGUGGUUGCACUUCUGAGGCAUUUUGGAUGUCCUUGCUGCUGGGAACUUGCUUCCGUCUUGAAAGAGUCAAAGCCGAGAUUUGAUGCAUCUGGUGUGAAAUUGAUUGCUGUUGGUGUUGGUACUCCCAAUAAAGCUCGUUUACUUGCAGAACGACUACCAUUUCCGCUGGAUUGUCUUUAUGCAGACCCAGAUCGCAAGGCGUAUGACCUCUUGGGCUUAUAUUAUGGUUUUGCACGCACUUUUCUCAAUCCUGCCAGUACAAAAGUGUUUUCAAGUUCAAGAUUUGAGUCUCUGAAGAAAGCGGUAAAGAACUACACAAUUGAAGCUACCCCAGAUGAUAGAAGUGGUGUCCUGCAACAGGGUGGGAUGUUUGUGUUUAAAGGGAAGCAGUUGUUGUUUGCAAGGAAAGAUGAAGGGACAGGUGAUCAUGCAUCUUUAGAUGAAAUCCUCAACAUUUGCUGUAAAGUUCCAGUUGCUUGAUACGAGAUUUUUUACCAUAUAGUUACAUGAAAAGGAAGCAUUUGUAUUGUAAUAUUGGCUACUGUUAAUCAGCUUUUCUUUCUUGAACAAAAUAGUGAUAUACAAAUAAUUUUCUGUAGAUAAGUGAAUUAUAACUGCACUUGGGCAAGCUUUGUUUGUUCAAAAUGUUGUUCAUAAA
Asparagus officinalis (garden asparagus) is the source of this 1132-nucleotide messenger RNA. Its product is annotated as thioredoxin-like protein AAED1, chloroplastic. Gene Ontology annotation, molecular function: antioxidant activity. The transcript has 9 exons. NCBI's taxonomy places the organism in Eukaryota, Viridiplantae, Streptophyta, Magnoliopsida, Asparagales, Asparagaceae. The record is from RefSeq and is a predicted model, not a curated record. The coding region runs from base 1 to 954 and encodes 317 amino acids.